AUGCGUCGAACAUCCUACUAGCCAUUCAAAUCUCCUCAUAAGAAGGAGUACUAAUCAGCAAUGGAAAAGUUAUAGAAAGAGGCCUAAAGAGCAGUAAAUAAUACUCAUAUCAUGAGUGCUGUUAAUGGGCUUAAUUAAACAUAAACUAAUAUGAUAAUGACAAAUCAGUUUAUUGAUCAAAGAAUAACAUCGCCAACAAAAGGAUUGUAGUCACCAUAGAGGCAUUAGAAAACUAUUUAAAAUCCUAGAUUGAGUGUUAAUGUAAAUGGAGGUUAGGCAACAUCGACUAUGCAGAAUGGAUUGAGUUAAUACGGGCAGUAAAUUAUAAAUACUAUACCUUUGUAGCUAAACCAAGACUAAUAGUAACAGUAACAGCAGGAGCAAUUUAAUUAGAGCAGGAGAUAGCCAUUUUUUUAAAGUACAGUAACAGAUGAUGAACCGGCGAAGCCAAUGUUCUCAAUCCCCACAACAUAAUAUGAUCUGCGAAGAGAGAUUGAGCUAUAAAAUAAAAGAAUCGAGGAAAUGAAAUUAUAAGAGUCAAUUGUGGACCAUAAUAACGAAGAUGAUGAAAGUUAAGAAGCUCAACCAGUAAGUGCAAAUAACGGUUUGAAUAUCUCCACUAAGAAGGAAAGAAAAAAGCUCAGAUUGCUAGUUAAUACUUCUCACUGUAGAGCAGAACUAGAUACAGUGCAGUAUGUGAUUGAUAAGCAUGGCUAUAGAGAGAGCACAUAAGCAGGAGAUGGGAAUAUUUUAUGCUAGCAUUUUGCAAAAAAGAAUGUGUUUUGUGUAAUUCUAAGCAGACUUCAAAGAUUUUUCCCAGACAAGUUCAACUUUACACCACCGUCGUUUUUACUACCUGAUGAGGCCUACGAGCUUGAAGAAUAUAUGAGGGCUUUUCCUAAUUAUACAUUUAUUGCUAAGCCAUCUAAAGGCAGAGGAGGAGAUGGCAUAUUCUUAGUCAAGAGAUUCUCAGAAUUGCCGAAAUCUGCAUUACAACAUGAUUUCAUAGUGCAAAGAUAUAUUGAAAAUCCAUUUCUGAUUGACAAGAAAAAAUUUGACUUUAGAAUAUAUGUAGUGAUAAAAGGAAUCGAAGAGAUUGAAGCUUACCUUUGUGAUGAGGGACUUGCCAGAUUCUGCACAUCUAAUUACAAGAAACCAGAUCAUUAAAAUAUCAAGAAUUUGUACAUGCAUCUAACAAACUUCUCUCUAAACAAGAACUCAGAUAAAUUCAUAUAACCUGAAGGAAAAGACAUUAGACAUUUGAAGAGAUAAAUAUAGGAUGUGGCUAUUAAGACGGUCAUCUCUCUUGAACCUUAUCUUAAAAAUGCUUAUCACUGCUUUAUAAACUCUGAAAAUGCUAAUCCAAAGUGCUUUCAGAUACUUGGUUUAGAUAUUAUGAUAGAUGAAUAGUUUAAUGUCUGGUUGAUUGAAAUUAACGCUAAUCCAAGCCUUAAUGUUUACAUCGACAAAGAAUUACCAAAUGGAGAUAUAGAGCAAACACUUUCUGAGUUGGAUAAAUACGUUAAAUGCAUGUUGAUAUCAGACACACUUAAGCUAGUUGGGCAUACUUAAUUAUAAAAAGCAGAUGAAGAUGAUGACUUCAGUGAAAUAGGAUGCUUGAAAAGAAUACUUCCUUCAGAAAGUUCGCAUUAUAAUUAAUUCUACAUUUACUCUACUGCAGAGAAUAUCUUCUAAAAACUUGCAGGUACAAAGGGCUGCGACUAAAUAACUAGCUCUUAAUUCUAAAGACUUAGCAAGUAUUCGGGACUUACUAACUCUACUCUUUUAAAAGCACAUUAUGAUAUAAUCUAUAAAAAUGUAGUCAGGAAAAGUGAAAAUAGCUAAAUGGAUUUAAAUAGCUUUUUCGACGCCUUGGAAGAACUCUCGCUAAGACUUUAUAAAGGCAAAGAUCUAUUUGAGAACUUAAGUGACUUAAUACAGAAAAUAGCUGAUUAAAUGUGA
Stylonychia lemnae is the source of this 1962-nucleotide messenger RNA. The record is from the annotation of a GenBank genome assembly. Lineage: Eukaryota; Ciliophora; Spirotrichea; Sporadotrichida; Oxytrichidae.